AUGGCUUCCACAAAUGAGGAUGAACAGGACCUUUGGUACCUGAAGUCCACUUUCCCUGUCUUCUUUCCUUCUCAUCCAGUUUUUCAGGGCUCUGAGGACGAACUCGAGGCCUAUGUCCAUCAGGAUGUUAAACGGCAGUUCGCCAGCGGCUCCGCAGAAGCACAUCUCUCGGACGAUGAAACUGCUUUCGUAGCUGAGUCCGAGCCUGUACUUGUGUCUGAUGCUUCAACUACUGCUGGUCUGAGAGAUGGCAUUGUCCAAAUUUCCAUCGACGAUGGAGAGAACUCUCCCAUGGUGGACAUGGGAGAGGCCGCUACCGAGUCCUCAGGUCAUGCCCACCCCUUCAUGAAAGGCCUCCUCUCCCAACAGAACACGGACGGCACGAGUCCAGGGCCAGUGAGAGACAUGGAGAACAAGAUGCUCACCGAAAAUGCCGACGUUGCCCACCGCUCCACAAACGAGAGCCUGGUCGACUUGUUCACAGAGCUUGAGGACGUCAUCUCGGGCCCGAGACUCCUCGAGCUUCUCCAGGGGGCAUGGAGUUAUGAUGCGCACUCGACCCUCAAGAUUAUCUUCAAUGCCCGUUCCAUUCACCUUGGCAAAGCUUCUCGACAAACUUUCUAUCGAUGCGCCGGCUGGCUCGCCAAGUACCAUCCUCUGACACUAAUCGCAAACCUUGAAUGGCUGAGCCGUCCAGUAAUACAGAAGAAAGCCGACAAGAAGGAUGCCGAGAAGAAGGCCGACGAAGAUGAAAUGGUGUUUGUGGAGCAGGAGAUAGACGAUGACGACCCAGCCCGCUUCGACGUUAAGAACGGUGUGGCUCACGGGUACUGGAAAGAUCUCCUCAACAUUCUUGCAUUGUAUGUCAAUGGCAAGCUCGAUGUCCUAGCAAAUCCGCGCGAUAUCCUCAAUAUUGAGCGUGAGAAAUCUAAGACCAACUGGCCGAAGGAUCAAGAGACAGCCAAGGCCCUGCGGCAUGGAAAGAGGGAUGAUCGCCAUGAGGCCGCCAUCAAAGCAUUCGAGGACGAUGCUGUCUAUCGGUCAUUGCAUGUCACGAUAGCUCUUCUCUUCGCCGCUCAGCUUCAAAAGGACUUGUCACUACUUCGAAGUGAUGACCCAACAGCCAAGAGGAAGGUAUCGCUUUGUGCCAAGUGGGCGCCAUCCAACACUCGAUUCCACGACAAGCACACCUUCAUCGUUUCCUCGAUCGCCGAGAUAAUGCACCCAGUCUCAACUUUCGAUGGCUUCGCAGAUUACGAUGACAGCAACAAACAGAAGCGUGAAUUCUACCUUCGUCAUGCUCGAGAGGCCUAUCGCAAGGACGUGGCCGCACUUCGCAAGCACCUUGAAUGCGUAGAACGGAACAUCACAGCCAAAACCUUUGAGAAUAUCAAAUAUGACCGCGUGCCCUCCCUAGCCAUGAAUAACUACGCACCCAUCUUUGCUCAGAAGGAUACCGAUCGUUUUGAGAAGUACAUCGACAAAGUUGCUAAUGGCAAGGCUCAGAUCUCCGGCGCAACUCUCCUGCCAAGUGCCUUUAUCAAGGCUGUGCGUACGGCGCCUUGGACAUCGGACUACUUCACCAGUCAGCCAGGUGGCAAGCGCACCAGCAAAGGUACCAAGGACCUAGUCGAUGCGAAGAUGAAACAGUUACAGGCCAAGACUCUUGACGGCCAGUGGAAAUCCCUUGUCCAACGCAUCAAGGAUUCAGGUACGCUCGAGAACUGUAUCGCCGUCGCUGAUGUCUCUGGCUCGAUGGAAUACCCAACAUUUCCCGAUGGGACUGUUCCAAUGGACACAUCAAUUGGUCUGAGCUUGCUGGUCGCCGAGGUGACGAAGCCUCCUUUCGGGGGAGCAUUCAUCACCUUCAGCACCAAUCCCCGUGUGCAGAAGAUCGAUCUCACACAGAGCUUGCAGGAAAAGUAUCGUGCACUUUCUAGUGCUGAUUGGGACAUGUCUACCGACUUCGUCGCAGUUUUCGAGAAGCUGAUCUUGCCAAUGGCCGUUAAGAACAACCUCAAACAGGAGGACAUGGUGAAGCGCAUCUUUGUCUUCAGCGAUAUGCAGUUCAAUACGGCGUGCUACAAUGACAACAGAUGGUCCACCUCUUACGAACGGAUUCAGAAGAAGUUUUCAAAGGCAGGAUAUGAAAUGCCUGAGCUGGUCUUCUGGAACCUUGCUGGCGGACGAGCAGGCUAUACGUUCACAGGCGGAGAUCCCGUGGCGCCGAAGCCUGUGACGGCGCACGAGCAAGGCACGGCGCUGGUGAGCGGGUAUUCCCAGGGCAUGCUGAAGGUGUUCCUGGACAGCGGCUCCUUCGAGGACGAGGAUGCUGAGGAGGAGAUUAUCGAGAAGGUUGGAGAUGACGGUGAGGUCGUUGUGGAGAAGACGAAGCGACAGAAGUUGGACCCGAUGAGUGUCGUCAAGAGAGCCAUUGGUCAUCCCGCUUACAAGAUGUUGCGCGUGAUAGACUGA
Diaporthe amygdali is the source of this 2475-nucleotide messenger RNA. RefSeq lists its product as uncharacterized. Bases 1 to 2475 code for a protein of 824 amino acids. The transcript has a single exon. The record is from RefSeq and is a predicted model, not a curated record. Lineage: Eukaryota; Fungi; Ascomycota; Sordariomycetes; Diaporthales; Diaporthaceae.